Molecule: messenger RNA, 468 nt
Organism: Ostreococcus tauri
Lineage: Eukaryota; Viridiplantae; Chlorophyta; Mamiellophyceae; Mamiellales; Bathycoccaceae
Product: D-tyrosyl-tRNA(Tyr) deacylase
Exons: 1
Coding region: 1-468 (155 amino acids)
Biological process (GO): tRNA metabolic process
Cellular component (GO): cytoplasm
Molecular function (GO): D-tyrosyl-tRNA(Tyr) deacylase activity
Source: RefSeq, a predicted model, not a curated record
AUGAUCGCGGUGGUUCAGCGCUGCACCAGCGGCGCGGUGACGAUCGAGGAAACGUCCACGACGCGAGAGAUCUCACGAGGUGUGGUCGUUCUCGUUGGAAUCGCUAGCUGUGAUACCGAAGAGGAUGUCGAGUACGUGUUAAAAAAAGUCUUCAAGACGAGACUCUUUGCGAACGCCGAUGGGAAGCAGUGGGCGAGCUCAGUCCUCGACAGUGACUUGGACGUUCUUUUGGUCUCGCAGUUCACGUUGCACGCGUCGCUGUUGAAUAACAAGCCGUCGUUUCAUUACGCCAAGAAACCGGCUGAGGCGAGAACGCUGUACGAGUACUUACUGAAGAGAGCGCGCGAGGAGUACGGCAAAGGUCGAAGCGGGAAGAUAGAGGAUGGUCAGUUCGGGUCGAUGAUGCAAGUGCGCAUCGUGAACGACGGACCCGUCACGAUCAUUGUGGAUUCACGCAACCGAGCGUGA